This is a messenger RNA of Penicillium antarcticum, 2475 nucleotides long. Its product is annotated as repressor protein. Bases 1 to 2475 code for a protein of 824 amino acids. The transcript is spliced from 2 exons. Gene Ontology annotation, molecular function: 3-dehydroquinate dehydratase activity; 3-phosphoshikimate 1-carboxyvinyltransferase activity; shikimate 3-dehydrogenase (NADP+) activity. The record is from RefSeq and is a predicted model, not a curated record. Gene Ontology annotation, biological process: chorismate biosynthetic process. NCBI's taxonomy places the organism in Eukaryota, Fungi, Ascomycota, Eurotiomycetes, Eurotiales, Aspergillaceae.
AUGCUCGACUAUAAGCCCUCCAUUCCACCUACUGUGAGGCCCUCCGGUCUCCCCAUCGUCGAACCUGUCCCUCAUAUCAUGCCCCGCGACUCUGCCCCGCGAACCUUUGCUCCCGAUGCAUCCCUCGUUCUAAUCGGCAUUCGCGGCUGCGGCAAGCGCUCACUGGGCUUUGUCGCAGCCACCGCGCUCAAGCGACGAUUCAUCACCGAAGACCACUAUUUUAGAGAAGUCACCGGGGUCACGCGACAGGACUACCUCAAGACUUAUGGCAGCCAGGAGUUUCAGCGCCGGGACAUUGAAGUGCUCAAGAUGAUGCUGGACAAUCAUCGCACCGGUUGUGUCAUGGAGUGUGGACUGGGUAGUCUGACCCGACCUGUUCAGGAGCAUCUGCGUCGUUAUGCCCGAUCAAAUCCUGUGGUUCAUCUGCUGCGCGAUAUUGAUCGCAUUCAGCAAUUGCUCGGACUGGAGAAUCAGGCCGUGCGCUUGUUCCGUGAAGGAGAUCCUAUGCAUCGGAUGUGUUCAAACUUCGAAUUUUACAACCUGGAAGACCGGACCCGCGCAGCGGACGACGGGAGCCCGGAUCGUCGGUCGGCUGAUUAUUCAUUCAAGCUGCAGGAAGUCAAGGAAGAUUUCACUCGGUUCGUGCAAUUCAUCACUGGGCUCGAUGUCAAUUACUCGAGCUAUGACUCGCCCUUUGUGCUGCUGGAGACGCCGCCGGAAUUUCGCUCUUUCACCCAUGCUAUAUUUGUACGGUCCUCAGAUCUGAUCGCCGACUCGGUGAGUUUGGCUGAUCUCGAGUCAGGUGGAGAUGCCAUCGAACUAUGUGUGGAUCGCUGGGGCCCAGACAUGGCAGCUAUCACUAGUAAACAGGUUUCGGACCUGCGUCGAAAUGCGCGGGUUCCUGUGGUUCUGUCUGUUGACACCUCUUCUACCGGUAUCAACUCUAGUGAAACGGCUAACUCUCGAACCUACUUCGACGUCCUUGAGCAUGGUUUACGCUUGGGGGUGGAAUACCUCGUGGUAGACCUGACCGAGGACCGAUCCCGGUUGGCUGGGAUUAUCCGUGGCCGUGGAAACACCAAGAUCAUCGGCCAGCAGGUCUUUAAACCAUCUUCUCCUAUCACCUGGGACAGCGAGGGCUGUGUCGCCCUCUAUCACGAAGCUGAAACGUCUGGCUGUCAAUUGGUCCGCCUUCUCCGUAUAGCAACGAAGCGCGAGGACAACGCAGCUGUGAUCGAGUUCUCUAACAAGAUCAGCUCACUCGCAGGCGACCACCCACCGCUCAUCGCCUACAACAUUGGAGCUUUGGGCCGCACAUCCCAAGUCUUCAACUCAAUUCUCACUGGAGUGACACACCCAGCCAUCACCCGGUCAGAAGAGAAUGAGCUCGACCCGCAAAUAACAUCGCGUGAUGCUGUCCGCGCCCUCUUCCAGAGCUACAUGCUCGAUCCAUUAAAAUUUUACAUUUCCGGAGAGAAUGUAGCCUACAGUUUAUCUCCGGCCAUGCACAAUGCCGCACACCAACACUGUGGCAUGGGUCACACCUACACCAUUCCCGACUCGCCUUCACUGGCAGUGUUAGACCGGCUGGGCCGGGACCCGCACUUUGGAGGCUCGAGUGUUGUUCAGCCGUGGCGGGUGCAAGUAUAUCAGAAACUCGCCUCCAAAAGUCGACACGCCGAAGCAAUUGGUGCCAUCAACACUAUCAUGCCACUCCGUGGUCACGCCGACGGCACUAUGUUCCCGCUUCAGGAACAAGCCAGCCGUCGCAACCAGGCUGGCCGCGUGUUGGGUUGGUACGGUGAGAACACGGACUGGGUUGGCAUCAUGACAUGUAUCACCCGCCAUCUCUCCCCUCGCAACGCAAUCAGCGCGAAGACAACUGGCCUAGUCAUUGGUGCUGGUGGUAUGGCGCGGGCCGCCAUCUAUGCCAUGCUCCGUCUGGGCUGUCGAAAGAUCUUCAUCUAUAACCGUACCAAAUCACGGGCUGAAGAGGUCGCACGCCAUUUCAACUCUUGGGCUUCCUCGCAAGUUGGCUCCGCAGAGGUAGUUCGCGUCUUGCAUUCUCUCCAACAAGAUUGGCCUGCAGAUGCCACUCAGCCUAGUCUCGUCGCAUCCUGCGUACCGGCAGACCCGGACCGUGAUGAACCCCCAGCGAACUUUGAGAUGCCGGUGCAAUGGCUCGGAAGUCCCACGGGGGGUGUAAUUUUGGAGUUGGCCUACAAACCCCUCGAUACACCACUUCUUCGACAAAUGCGUCGAGUCCGCAGUGAGACUGGACGACCCUGGGUCCUGUCAGAUGGAUUAGAGAACGUUACUGAACAGGGCAUUGCCCAGUUCGAGUUGAUGACAGGCCGCAAAGCACCUCGGCGAUUGAUGACCUAUGAAGUUCUACGGAACUACGUCGGUGAUAAUGGGUCUUUUGAUGAGAAGACUAUUCAGGCUCGUCUGGAUGGUGUAGGGUCUGUCAUAUGA